AUGAUCGCAAGCAAAACAAGGGUGGCGCCAUUGAAGCUAAUAUCCAUACCUCGUUUAGAACUGAAAGCAGCACUUCUAGGUGCUCGCCUCGCCAAACAUGUUAUCGAAUCGCACUCAAUCCACAUUGAUAAAUGCGUUUACUGGUCAGAUUCCCGAACGGUAUUAGCGUGGCUACGAUCCGAUCACCGGCGCUAUAAACAAUUUGUAGCCUUCCGGGUUAGCGAAAUUUUAGAGCUGACCGACGUCAACCAAUGGCAUUGGGUUCCAACUGAGGAAAACGUUUCCGACGAAGCAACCAAAUGGAAUGGUGAUCCAGACUUUUCUAAUGACAGUCGAUGGUUUAGAGGGCCAUCAUUCUUGUACCUCUCGCCUGACAAGUGGGUUAUGUCUGACGAAUUGCAAUGCAUUGCAACUGAAGAACUGCGUCCACAAUUUACUGGCUUUCAUCACCCAACCUCAAAACAGCAUCAGGUAGUACCAGAACCACUGAGAUUUUCAACUUGGAACCGUCUACUUCGUGCAACAGCUUUGACAAUGUAUUGUGUUCGGGUCUGGCUAAGCAUUAUUCGAGAUAAUCAACCUGUUGGUAAUGGACCAACUACUGAAGAUUUUCGUAAAGCGGAAUGUUAUCUUUGGAGAAAGGCGCAACACGACAACUUCGGAGACUCUAUCGCAGCUCUAGAAGCCGGAAAGCCAGUUGACAAAUCCAGCAAUAUUCUGAAGCUAUCACCUUAUCUGGAUGAUCACGGCGUUUUGAGAAUAAAUGGUCGAGUUAAGAUAACAGGGCGACCAGAUCAAGUAUUAUUGCCCUCCAAUCAUCAUGUUACGUACCUUAUCAUUAACCACUUCCAUGUAAAGUACCAUCAUGGAAAUUUGGAAACAGUGGUGAAUGAGAUAAGGCAAUUCUAUUGGAUUAUAAAACUACGAACAGUGGCCAAUAAGAUUCGACGUAUUUGUCAGCAUUGUAAAAACAGAGCAUCUCAACCUCGGCCACCUAUGAUGGCCUCUCUGCCCGCCUUCCGGACCUCAGCAUUUAGUCGACCAUUCUCCUACGUAGGCGUUGACUACUUUGGUCCACUCCUGGUUACGGUCAAAAGAAGUACCGAAAAGAGAUACGGAGUGUUAUUUACCUGCUUAACAACCAGAGCAGUGCAUCUUGAAAUCGCAUACUCGCUCUCGACAGACUCCUGCAUUCUAGCUGUACGUAAUUUUAUGGCGCGCCGAGGUAGUCCGGUAGAAAUAUGGAGUGAUAAUGGUACGAACUUCAAAGGUGCUGAGAAGGAGUUGAAGUUAGCAUUUGAUCUGAUAGAUAAAAAUCACAUCACAAGAACCUUUACUUCUGCUGCAACCAACUGGCGUUUUAUACCACCCGCUUCGCCACAUAUGGGCGGAGCGUGGGAACGAUUAGUUCGGUCAGUAAAGCAGGUGCUUAAACAUAUUUUGACAACUAGCCGUCCCAGUGAUGAACUCCUUCGUGCAGUCUUAAUGGAAGCGGAAAUGACGGUUAACUCUCGGCCAUUAACUUAUAUCCCCAUCGACCACGAAGAGGAAGAAGCACUUACUCCUAACCACUUCUUGUUAGGUAGCUCCAGUGGAGUUAAGCCCAUCGCGGAACCAGUUACUCAGAACAUUUUAUUGCGUCAUAACUGGCAAACAUCGCAGCAACUAGCAAGCGCCUUCUGGAGACGUUGGAUAGUGGAGUACUUGCCCACCAUAACCAAGCGAAGCAAGUGGUUUAAAGAUGUAAAGCCAAUCGAAGUCGGUGAUAUAGCGUACAUAGUUGAUCCUAGUAACCCCCGGAACUGCUGGCCUAAAGGCAAAGUGAUCCAAGUACGAAAGAGUGAAGAUGGAAAGGUUAGAAGCGCCACUUUGAAGACAGCCUGUGGCAUCUUUGAGAGACCUGGCGCCAAAAUAGCCGUUCUAGAUGUGAUUAAUUCGGUACACCCUGAUCAGCAGGAUAUACCGGGGGGGAGUGUUACGAACGAUCUGGCAGCAUGA
Molecule: messenger RNA, 1998 nt
Organism: Bactrocera dorsalis (oriental fruit fly)
Lineage: Eukaryota; Metazoa; Arthropoda; Insecta; Diptera; Tephritidae
Exons: 1
Coding region: 1-1998 (665 amino acids)
Biological process (GO): DNA integration
Molecular function (GO): nucleic acid binding
Source: RefSeq, a predicted model, not a curated record